Messenger RNA from Hibiscus syriacus, 962 nucleotides. RefSeq names its product 36.4 kDa proline-rich protein. The coding region runs from base 72 to 701 and encodes 209 amino acids. The transcript has a single exon. The record is from RefSeq and is a predicted model, not a curated record. Lineage: Eukaryota; Viridiplantae; Streptophyta; Magnoliopsida; Malvales; Malvaceae.
AGCUAUAUAUAGUUUGCUUUGAUCCAAACCCUGUUAAGACUCAAGGGGGAACAAUCUUGAAACUCUAAGUCAUGGCUUGGAAGAUUACAGCCAUGUUUUUCAUCUUGUUGAUUUUCUUGUUUGUGUCGUUACCACCCAUUUAUGCUUGUACGCCAUGCACGCAACCACAACCUCCCCCAUACCACCGUCCAAAAUACCCCGGUAACCCUAAAAUAAAACAUCCACCGAGACAUGGAGGCGCCCCAAAGGUAAAGCCGCCAAGGCCACCUGUUAUUCUUCCACCAAUAACGAACCCUCCCGUUACAAUCCGACCACCUUCUUCUCCUUAUCCACCAUACGCCGGCAGUCCACCCUCUGGAGGAGGCGGUGGUAGCGGUGGUGGUGGUGGUGGCGGUGGCGGAGGUGGGGGUAGCAUUCCUGCUCCACCAACUACACAACCAACAUGCCCGGUUAAUGCACUUAAGCUAGGACUGUGCGUGGAUGUGCUUGGAGGAUUGGUGCAUAUUGGAUUAGGAAACCCAGUUGAGAACUCUUGCUGCCCAGUGCUGGGUGGUUUACUAGAGCUUGAAGCAGCCGUUUGUCUUUGCACUGCUAUAAGGCUUAAGCUCCUCAACCUUAACAUCUUCAUCCCCCUCGCUCUUCAAGCUUUAAUAACGUGUGGGAAAAACCCUCCACCUGGUUUCAUUUGUCCUCCUCUUUAAUGGCCGCCAUUCAUCCAAAAACGAGGUGAUCGAAUAAACUUUCUCCGGACGCACAAGUAACAAAAUAAUCAGAUCGUGAGCUCAGUUUCUAGGCAGGGUUGCCACCUUGGCCACCCAUGCUGACUGUUUCAUUAAUUAACUACAAAUUUUUUUUUUGAAAAUAAUGUGUACUUUUCCAUUAUUAGGUUUGAUUAGGUCGGUUUGUCCUAGGGUUUCACCAUUGUUGUAUUUUCAAUUGAUUUAGAAUUUGUUUUUCUUUAA